AUGGUUGAGUAUGAGGUAUCGAAAACGACAGAGUCUCCUCCUAAAGACUCCAAUCUCUUAUAUGAUUUUUAUCUUCAUCCGUCGGCUGAUCCGGGACAAGUUAUAUGUAGGCUUCAAUUGAACGGCAACAAUUAUGAGCGUUGGUCAAAACUUAUGCGCAAUACGUUUAAGGCAAAGAACAAAUUGGAUGGUACAGUUACAAAACCGAUCCGCGGGAACGAUGAACUCAAGAUGUGGAGAAUUGUUAACAGUAUGAUGGUGGCAUGGAUUGUAAAUAGCAUCGAGCCUAGCAUCGAGCCUGGACUUAGGAACUCAAUUUCUUGUGUUGAUAGUGAUUUCCAAUUGUGGGAAAGCCUUCGACAACAAUUUUCACUUAGUAAUGAGUAUCGUGUGUAUAAAUUGAGUGCUUCGAUGGUGACGUUUAAGCAAGAUAAUUUGUCAGUUCAAGCAUAUUAUGGAAAACUUAAGCUCAUGUGGGAUGACUUAUUAGAAUAUGAAUUCAGUCCUGAGUGUUGUUGUGGAAAUCCGAAUUGCAAAAUAAUCAAGGUUGCUGAAGCUAAACGAGAUCGUGAGCAGAUAUAUUAUUUCCUUAUGGGUCUUGAUAACAAUCGUUUGGUGCAAUAA
This is a messenger RNA of Arabis nemorensis, 624 nucleotides long. Lineage: Eukaryota; Viridiplantae; Streptophyta; Magnoliopsida; Brassicales; Brassicaceae. The record is from the annotation of a GenBank genome assembly.